AUCUAUGAAUUGAAAGAAUAGCUUCACACAGUUUCACUGCAAACACAUCAAUGGCUUUGCCCUCUUUUUCUUCUGCAAAUUCCUUAGCGAAAGGUUCUUCUCAUUACAAUUACUGCACAUCAUCCUUUUCCUCAUCUUCAUUAUAUUCAUCUUCUUACAACCUCGUGCACUCCCAACUCAUCCUGGCCGUCAGAUCACCUGUUCGAAUACGCUCCACGCUGCAGAUCAUCAAUGGCUCUAUCCAACAUUCGUCUCCGCAGAGAAACAUGGUUGCUUUGGAACCUACUAAACCUAUUGAGGAGGUUCGAGAAAGGACAAGAAGAACUUUGCAGAGAGAAUCGGAUCCAACGGCUGCGAUGAAGUUGAUCGACACCCUUCAAUGGCUGGGAAUCUCUUAUCAUUAUGAAGAAGAUAUUGAUUUGUGGUUGGAGAAAUUACAGCAUUGGGAUGUUGGGGAAGAUGACUUACAGGGCACAGCUUUACGUUUUCGACUACUACGACAAAAUGCAAGGCCUGUUAGCUCAGAUGUUUUUCGAAAAUUCAUGGUGAAAGAACAAAACAAAGAGGGGCUAUUGAGUUUAUACGAAGCUUCAUAUUUAGGUGCAAAUGGUGAGGAUACCUUAUCCGAUGCCAUGAAAUUCGCAAAAAAUGAACUGAAAUCUUCGCCGGUGCCACAAAAUAUAUCGAGACGUGUGGCCCGAGCCCUUGAGCUUCCAAGGCAUCUACGGAUGGAACGGUUGGAAUCAAGAUUGUACAUCAACGAAUACCAUUAUCAAGACAACCAUUGUCCGAUUCUUCUAAAACAUGCAAUAGUUGAUUACAAUGAGGUCCAGUUAUUACAUCAAACUGAACUUGCCGAGUUAUCAAGGUGGUGGAAUCAUUUGGGACUAAUUGAAUCUUUGGGGUUCGCACGGGAUCGUCUCAUUGAGUGUUUCUUGUGGACUGUUGGGAUUCUCCCGGACCCGAAGUAUUCACAUGUCCGAGUAGAAGUGGCUAAGUCCCUUGCACUCUUAACUGUAAUCGACGAUGUUUUUGACAUGUUUGCCCCGAUGAAUGAACUUCAUCUUUUCACACAAGCAAUUCAAAGGUGGAAUCUUGAUAUGAUUGAGCAACUUCCCGAAUACAUGAAAGUAUGCUAUAUGGCAUUGUACAACACUACGAAUGAAAUUGCUUUCAAGGUCCUCAAAGAACAAAAGAGGAAUAUUCUCCCAUUUCUUGCUAAAGUGUGGAUCGACACAAUCGAAGGGUAUUUGAUCGAAGCCGAGUGGUUCAAAAAUGGAAGUGUACCAAGUGCAGAAGAUUAUCUGAGAAAUGGUGUAGCAACAUCCGGAUCAUACAUGGCCUUGGUUAACAUAUUCUUCUUGAUGGGCGAAGGACUUACCACUCAAAAUGUGAAGUUAAUGGCAAAACCCUAUCCAAAGCUAUUUUCAAAUUCGGGAACUAUUCUUCGACUUUGGGAUGAUCUCGGAACUACUAAGGAAGAACAAGAUCUUGGAGACAAUUCAUCGAUAAUAACUUCUUUGAUGAAGUAUAGAAGAAGUGAAAAUGAAGGUGAAGCUAAAGACUAUGUUAUGGAGCUUAUUCGUAGCUUGUGGAAAGAUAUGAACGGCGAGCUUCUCGAAUCUAAUCUAUUGCCCUUGCCGAUGUCGAAGGCAUGCUUCAAUAUGUCAAGAACAUCGCAAGUUGUUUACCAACACAAAGAAGAUAGUUAUUUUUCAAGUGUGAAAAAAGUUGUUAAUUUUCUACUUUUUGAACAAAUUGAUAAUUGAAAUGAUAUUGUUGAU
This is a messenger RNA of Andrographis paniculata, 1784 nucleotides long. Its product is annotated as monoterpene synthase TPS4, chloroplastic-like. Bases 51 to 1769 code for a protein of 572 amino acids. Lineage: Eukaryota; Viridiplantae; Streptophyta; Magnoliopsida; Lamiales; Acanthaceae. The record is from RefSeq and is a predicted model, not a curated record. Gene Ontology annotation, molecular function: magnesium ion binding; terpene synthase activity. Gene Ontology annotation, biological process: diterpenoid biosynthetic process. The transcript is spliced from 7 exons.